This is a messenger RNA of Anopheles darlingi, 356 nucleotides long. RefSeq lists its product as uncharacterized. The record is from RefSeq and is a predicted model, not a curated record. The coding region runs from base 1 to 342 and encodes 113 amino acids. The transcript is spliced from 2 exons. NCBI's taxonomy places the organism in Eukaryota, Metazoa, Arthropoda, Insecta, Diptera, Culicidae.
AUGAUCCGCCGUAAGUACAUCUUGCUCUGGCUAUCACUGGCGGUCGCUCUCCUAGCCAGCGAAGGACAUGGACUUGCAAUUGAGCAGCGGAUGAAGCGUGAUAUGUUGUCGGCAGGAGCGGAGCUGGAUAUUUCCGGCAAUUCCGGUGAAGUGAACCGUGCCAGCAUUCCCGUAAUCAGCGACAUUCAACGGGUGGAGAAAAUUGCCGAUUUGAUCAUAUCGGUCGGUGAGCGCAUCAUUCCCGCCUUGCUGGAUGGCCUUACCGAGCAGGUUAUAGCGGCAACACCGGAACGGAAGCUGUCCCGUCAAUCGGAGAAAGAAGGACCGGGACAUGCCCUGUAACGCAGUAACAGUUU